AUGACAUGUGAUAAGGUUCCGGCACAAAUCCAAAGAGAAAUGCACAAUCUACUACAAGAGUAUAUGAAAUCCAAAACAAAUAAGCAGAGAAGAGAGUUUGAUUCUGAACAAGAAAUAAUGAGAGAUAUAAAUCGUUGUGAUUCUGAUGACGAGGAUGAUCCAAAUUUGGUUAUGGGUAUGCGGCAUAGUCGAAUGCAACAACAAUUCAAAAGAGAUCGUGAUAUGUUGAGGAGGAGAAGUAGUAACUAUGAAGGUGGUAGUUGCAGUGGGGUCCCUCGAAUGAAUAGAUCAUUUACUGUUAGAGAAGGAGGUCAACAACGAGGUAGGGAUAGAAUGUAUGAACCAGUAUCCACUCCUGCAUCGAGGUUAAGAGCAGUGGAGAUUGAUUUAGAAAAAAAUGAAAAGGUGAAAAGACAAAGAAAGAUCAACACUAGUGGGCUAAAUAGGCAAAAAAAGAAAGUUCUGAAAGCAUUUGGUAAUUGGAUCAUAGAUAACAACCAACCAUUUGCCGCUGUUAAUUCGGCAUUUACUAACCCGUUAAUGAAUGUCAUUCGUGAAACUUCAGUUGAUGUCAGAGCUCCAUCUGCAUACGAGCUUGCAGAAGUAUAUCUCCCAGAAGAAUGUAGAUUGAUGAAUGAAUAUAUAGGCACAUUUGCCAAGGUGUGGGAUGAGAGAGGUGUGACAAUAAUGUCUGAUGGGUGGACUGGUACAACCAGAAUGCACAUUUUGAAUUACCUUGUGUAUUCCCCAUGUGGCACGAUAUUUCACAAAUCAGUUGAUGUCACCAAUGUGUCAUCAAGAAAUGUUGACUACUAUUUUUCUUUGAUGAAAAAAGUAGUAGAAGAAGUCGGACCAGAUCGAGUGGUCCAAGUAGUGACCGAUUAUGAGGCUGCCACGAAGGCUGCAAGAAAAAAUCUAAUGGAAGCUUUUCCGCAUAUAUAUUGGACUCCUUGUGCUGCUCAUUGUAUAGAUCUUAUAUUGGAAGACAUAGCGAAGAAGUCUUCAAUCAAGGAUGUUAUAUCACAAGCAAAGUCGAUAUCUAGCUUCAUCUACAAUUCGACUUGGUGCGUGAAAUAUAUGAAAAGGUUCACCAACAACCGAGGGUCUUGCGGGCUGGCAUCACUAGAUUUGCGACAAAUUUUGUGUCGUUAG
Molecule: messenger RNA, 1152 nt
Organism: Beta vulgaris subsp. vulgaris (sugar beet)
Lineage: Eukaryota; Viridiplantae; Streptophyta; Magnoliopsida; Caryophyllales; Amaranthaceae
Exons: 1
Coding region: 1-1152 (383 amino acids)
Source: RefSeq, a predicted model, not a curated record